AUGGCGACCGACGUCUACCAGCAGGCUAAUGACCUCGACGGUCUCUUCGACGAUGUCGACGAUGAGAUGGCCGAUUCAACAGCCAAUACCCCCUUUGACCAGAGUUUCAACGUGCCAGGGGAUACAAAUGAUGAACUCAGUGCGCUGUUGAAUGAAGGCGGUGGCGAGGGCUUCAACUUGGAUGAGUUGAAUGAAAGAGAACUGGAGCAGGGUGAGAAGGCAGAGGAUGCGGUUGAUUACGAAGACAUUGGCGACGAUGAUUCGUUACCUGAGGAAGAGCCGAUGCAACUUGAGAUAACAACGGACAUGCUACCCGGGAUCGAAGAAAACGCUUUGGAUGGCCUCGAUGAUGACGACCUCUUCGGCCCUUCCAGUCCCAUACUAGUCAAUGCCCCGCCGCCGGUCACUACUCCUUUGAAGUCAGACGAGAAACCUGCGAAGGAUGCCGAUCAAGAGUCUGACCUUGCCUCCGAGCAUGGCGACGAAACAACGCAAGACCUAUCUAUGCUCGAGGCCGAGCUGGAUGAGGUUGAAGAUGCAGAGUAUCGUAUACAGCUGGCACUUUUCGCGCAAUCUGGGAAAGGCUACAUUCCUAAAACGGAGCAGGAGAACAUCGAAGAAUGGUUGAAGGUCGAGUUCCCGAAGUUCAAGCGUGACGAGGCACCAUAUUUCAAUGAGCUCUUCCCUCCCCGACCGCACAAAUGGCAGGGGAAAACACCGUUGAAGCCUCCGAAGCAAGUCCGCCCGACCAAAGUCAACUUGGAAAUCGAGCAAGACCAAAGAGUAGCAUUCAAUUCAGUGGUCCCGAUCAACACGCAAGAGGUUGGCGCUGAUUUUGUGAAGAUUCGAGAAACUGCAGUACUUGCAGAGGUUGCAGAGUCUUCAGAAGAAUCCGAUGCUGAGGAGCCUCUCCCUGGCGGUCUCACGAUGCGUGACCUGGAAUUCAUGUGCACUGACUUCGAUACAUUGUCGCACCUGGCACCUUCGGAUGAGGAGUUCGUUGAGAUCAACCCCCGAAUCGUUGACAGCGACGAAGAGAUGUUCGGUUUCGAUGAGCUACAUGAUGUAGAGAAGCCCCGCAAGAAGCGCCGCCUUGGUUUGGAUCCUCAGGAUAUUGUCAAAAUCCGCGAGCUCGACGUACCCUUCAUGGACGAUCCCGAGAGGAUGACUGCAAGACUUGCCACCAAGGUCGUACUGGACUUGAACGACACCGAUCUACUGGUUGAAGAGGUCGAUCCAGAGGCUGUCAGAGCAAAGAUACGUCCUGGCGAGAAGCGAUCUGCUGUCAAGACGCUCAAGGAACGCCUCCAACAUCGCUUCAAAACUUCGAAUGAUGCUGAAUAUGACCUUCUUAAGCAGAACCACAGGCACAAAGUCCGAGGCCAACUCACCAAUUUGACCAUCGAGCAUUCACUGCCUGCUAUCCGUUUGCAAUACCCAUACUAUCAGGUCCAGUUGUCCCUCCAGGAGUUGCGUAACUUCCACCGAAAGCGAAUGCACUUCAGACACCCUAUCGUGUUUCGGCAACCUGCAAAGGUCAAGAGAAAGCAUCAAAAGCACCGACCCGCGUUGGAGCUGUAUCCCACCACGAAAGAAAUUUCGAUGGCCGAUAAUUCUUCGAUACUUCUCCUCGAAUAUUCCGAAGAACAUCCGCUGAUGCUUUCCCAGACAGGCAUGGGUAACAAGAUCAUCAACUACUAUCGCAAGAAAAGCAAUGAGGACAAUUUUAGACCCAAAUAUGACAUUGGUGAGACCUCGCUGUUGCUGCCGGAGGACAAAUCUCCCUUCUAUAUCUUCGGUCAAAUCGAUUCGGGCGAAACUAUGACAGCCCUUUACAACUCUAUGUACAGAGCUCCUAUCUUCUCCCAAGAUGUCAAUUCCCACGAUUUCUUGGUCAUCCGAGAGACGACGGGAGUGCACGGGCAAAGUCACUACUUGAGGAACCUCGAAAACGUCUUCGUGGUUGGACAGGAACUGCCUUCGGUUACCGUCCCAGGAACACAUUCACGCAUGGUCACAACUGCGUCCAAGAACCGUCUGAAAGCCAUAUCAUAUCGCAUCGCUCGCAAAAAGAGAACCAACCGCAUCCAUGUCGAAGAUAUUACGAGGCAUUUUCCUGGUACGACGGACAUGCAGAACCGACAGAAGAUGAAAGAGUUCAUGGUUUUCAACAAAGAACACAAGGAAUGGGAAAUGAGGCCGGGUGACAUGGUCCCCAGCGAAGAGCAAAUCCAAAAGUUGAUUCGGCCGGAAGAUAUCUGUUUAUUGGAGUCAAUGCAAGUCGGUGCACAGUAUCUUCAGGACGCUGGGUAUGCGGACAAUGAUGAGGAAGAUGACACAAAAGAGAAUGAGGCCGAUAGUAUCGAACAGCAACUUGCGCCGUGGAGAACCACCAAGAAUUUCCUGCAGGCCGCCCAAGGCAAGGCUAUGCUCAAGUUGUACGGUGAGGGUGAUCCAUCAGGCCGCGGCGAGGCAUUUUCGUUCGUCAAGACAAGUAUGAAGGGUGGAUUUCGACCGAUUGGUGGUUCUGCCAUGGAUGCAAUUGCUCUGAAAAAAGAACUCGGUGGUCACAGCUACAAUGUCGCCCGACAGCAAAAAUCCUACGAAGAAUCCAUUCGUGGUAUCUGGGACAAGCAGAAGGCUAGUCUCGGGUCGAAGAUUGAACCUUCGGAUCUCGACAUGGAAGGGGACGUGGACGCACAAGAAGAUAAAUACCCGGACAGUCGAUCGAACAUUCGAGCAACGCCAAUGUCUGGAACACAGACACCUUCGAUUUCGAGGCGUCGGGAUGACGAGACGGCCACCUCAUUCAGUAGACGCAGUGUCGGCAGUCAGACUCAGAAAGCGUUACGGAUCGUGCGCCGAAUCAAGACCAAAGACGGUGAAAUCAUCGAGCAAGAGCACAUUGAAACUGACCCGGCGGUGAUCAAACGAUAUAUGAAGAUCAAGGAAGCGGAAGAGAUGCAGACUACAAGUCUCAGUGAACUCGAACCCACCGGUGAUCCAGAGCAGGAUGCGCGGCGGAAGAAACGACUCGAAGAGGCUCUCGCGCAACUCGAAAAGAACAAGGCUCGCAGGCAGAAGCGCAACAAGAACAAAGAAGCCCUCCAAGCCGCUACCUCUCCCGGCGGUACAGCCAUGUCUCCGGACGGGGAGGGAGCUGGCGGCGGCAGCAGGAAUGCGCAGCCCACGCAGAGGAAGUGUGCAAACUGUGGCCAGGUGGGCCACAUCAAGACCAACAAAAAGUCAGUCACCAACGCUAAGUGUAAACAUUGCAAUCUCCCCAUUGAUCGCAAGGUUGAUUCGCUGUGGAUGAGUGCACCGAACUUCUCGGGUUGA
Molecule: messenger RNA, 3339 nt
Organism: Fonsecaea multimorphosa CBS 102226
Lineage: Eukaryota; Fungi; Ascomycota; Eurotiomycetes; Chaetothyriales; Herpotrichiellaceae
Exons: 3
Coding region: 1-3339 (1112 amino acids)
Biological process (GO): transcription by RNA polymerase II; RNA polymerase II preinitiation complex assembly
Cellular component (GO): transcription factor TFIID complex
Molecular function (GO): TBP-class protein binding; histone acetyltransferase activity; RNA polymerase II general transcription initiation factor activity
Source: RefSeq, a predicted model, not a curated record